Messenger RNA from Anopheles stephensi (Asian malaria mosquito), 1594 nucleotides. RefSeq names its product RING finger protein nenya-like. Gene Ontology annotation, biological process: protein sumoylation; reciprocal meiotic recombination; homologous chromosome pairing at meiosis. Lineage: Eukaryota; Metazoa; Arthropoda; Insecta; Diptera; Culicidae. The record is from RefSeq and is a predicted model, not a curated record. Gene Ontology annotation, molecular function: SUMO transferase activity. The transcript is spliced from 5 exons. Bases 360 to 1325 code for a protein of 321 amino acids. Gene Ontology annotation, cellular component: synaptonemal complex.
GUGGUAAAACGUUAUGAAAAAAAAAACGUUGGCAACGUUACUUUUAGCAAAACUCUUCAUAUUAUGUACAUACCUCAAAUUAAAUACAAAUUUACACAAAAGCAUCCAACAAAAGCUCGGUUUUGUUUUUAAAAUAAUAUGCAAAUUGGGCUAUUAGGACAAAACGUUACACUGAGGAAACGAUUCCAUCGUAGUAGGCGCUGUUUGGGAAAAGAACCAUCCCGCGUUGCCUUUGGAAGCGCAAAAUAUGUCAAACGGAACGAAACCCGUCGUCGACUGGCGCUAGUGAACUGGUGGGAAGCUGUUGUUAUUUAGUGAUCAGGCCGAAAUAAUCAUAGGCCCCCCGGGCUGAUGACAAGAUGUCCGUUACGCGCUGGAUACACUGCAACAGUUGCUUUCAUCUUUUAUCGCGAAAGGAGCGAAAGUUUUAUCAUCUUUCCUGCCGGCAUGUGCUCUGUAAGCAAUGCAUGGCUAAAACGAAUCGUGGUACAGUAUGCCCGAUAUGCCAAAAGCCCUUGGAACGCUUCACCGAGCUCAGUAAUCAGAUGGAUCGCAAAGAAAAGAUGUACUAUGAUCCCGGCUGUCUGAAGGUGCUUAGUGUGGCCUACCAGAGUGUCGUCUUUCAGCACAGACAACGGGAGAAUAUGAUACGAGGAAUUCUGCGCUGUCGUAUCGCAAUAAAUCAGAUGAAGGAAAUGGAAGAUACCAUGCGCCAGAAGAUAGUGGAAACGCAACGACGGUACGAAAAGUUUCGCACUUACCGUCGCAAUCUGCAGGAAACGAUGCGUCAAAUGUCCCCACGUUACCCUGGUGGUCCGAUGGUGGGCGACCCUACUACCAGACGACCGGCUCUGCAGCCGGCCACACCAAACCACCCGUCAUCUGCACUGUCCAAUCGUCGCGAUGACGAUCCGUCCAGUCGCAGAUACGACCAGCGAAGGACAACAACACCAACUUCAACGAUAUCAUCGAGCUUUGUCGAAAGCUUCGGAACGCCACCAUCCGUUACGGAUGGUAGCUUUAAACGGCAACAUGUAACUACGAUGAACUCACAACGAGGGAACACUGGAGCAGCACGUCAGGUCAUGGUAGAAGGAGCCAAACAAGGCUUAACCGGUAUCGAUGCUUUUGCGAACGAUUCAGGCAUUUCAGGCAUGCAAACACCUUCGUCUAGCUUAAGUUUUGGCGGAAGCUCUAGGGUAGCGGCUCAACCGCGGCACCAACAGCACCAGUAUCUCACACCGUCAACACCAUCAACCCCGGCAAGAUAUCAGUCCUAUCUGCACCACAAUCAAAUGCUGUCAUCCAUAAAUCCUCGGCCUUGAUGAUUGAACAAACACGUUCUCGGCUAAAGCAGUUUGUAUAUAUGGUCUUAAAUUUUCUAACUUUCUUUAGCUAGACUUAACAUUUUCUUGUGAAGGAAAGGCUAAUUGUUAUAUUGAAGGAUACAUGUGCUCGUAGUCCACUCUUGGCCUAACGAUCUUUUUGUAAAACCCCCACUACUAGCCGGCACAAAUAAAUAGAUGAUGCUCGAUGUACAGUUCUAUCUAGAUAAUUGAAUUUAACAGCCAAUAAAUUGGAACAUCUAUUUUAA